CACACAUGUCUUUACAUUUCAAAUUUCAAAUUUGAAUUUGUACUGUAGCACUAAUCAAACGGCUACAUAAAAUGAAAAAUACUAAUAGAAUAAUGCAACUAAACAAACAGGGUCAUAAUAAUUGUCACAAAGUUCGGAUUUUUUCAAGUUUUUUAACGUUGGAGUGAAAGAAAAAAAAACAGCAACAACAUGGGAGACUCAGGUUGUCUCAUGCAACCGUUUUGUUAUGCUUCUGGAAUUUCCAAUGAAGCCAAUGAGAACAACACAAAUCAUGCACUUGGACAAUCAAUCUCGUUUGGGAGGUUCAUGACAGAGACACUAGCAUGGGAGAAAUGGUCUAGUUUCACUCAAAACCGCUAUGUUGAAGAAGCGGAAAUGUAUUCGAAACCGGGUUCAGUUGCGCAGAAGAAAGCUUUCUUUGAAGCUCAUUACAAGAAACUUGCAGCUCAGAAAGCGGCCGCUGCGUUGCUUGAGCAAGAAGCAAACAAUGCUGCUGCACAAAACAAUGUUACAGAAAAACAGGAAAAUGAUGAAAAGAUCGAUGAAAGUCCAAAGUUUGAAAUUGUUUUUAAGGAAGAACAAGAUACAAAGGUUUUGAGUAAUGAUGUUAAGGAAGAACAAUACACAAAGGUUUGUGAAAGUAACAAGUUAGAAGAAUCUAAAGCACAAAUGGAAAGAGAAGAUGUUUUAAGGAAUUCAAUGAUGGUUGAAUUGCGAAAAAAGAUUGAAAAUGUUGAAACACUUGAGGAGCUAAGUGAAAAGCUAAGUGCAACAACUCCAAUCAUGACACCAAUAUUGAAGCAUGUCUCUAAUGAUCAAGAAAUUUUGGCAUCAACUAGCAAGAAGAAACCACCCUUUAAGUUGUUGAAAGCUAAUAAUGGAACCUCAAAGUUCACAACUACUACACCUGUUAAAUCCACUACUCCUAUUUCUUCCAAAAUAGAUAACUUUGUUACUCCAGCAAUGAGCAGCAACAAACCUUCUUCAUUAAGCAAUGCGGAUAAAAAGAGAUCGACUCCAAAGAAAGUUAAUUUUACACCAAUCAGAGAAUUUAAUCGAUUGACUGCAUCGGUUAUGAGGAGAUUCGAAAGUACAAAAGUUGGUUCUUCUUCUUCUUCUUCUUCCAAGGUUUCGAAAGAUAGCUUGACUCCUCUGAGAACUCCAACCAUGGCUUCCAAAGAGAUGCAAAAGCAUUCUUCAUUGACUCCAUUAACAGAAAAUCGUAGGAACAAAACACCUAUUGAUUCAUCGGCAUCGCGCAACCAUACAUCCGGUCCUAAAUGGCGCUUGCUCUCAGGAGAAAAAAAAAUGAGAUCACCAAUUAUAUCAUCUCCUUUCAGCUUAAGAACAGAAGAAAGGGCUGCAACAAGAAAGAAGAAACUUGAAGAAAAGUUCAAUGCUAAUGAAGUACAAAAAGUGCAGCUCCAUACAAAACUCAAGGCGAAAGCGGGAACUGAGAUUAGAAAACUACGCCAAAGCUUUUGCUUCCAAGCUAGACCGUUACCCGAUUUUUACAAGGAAAGGAAAGCAUCAAAUAUUGAGACAAGAAAGGUUCCACAGACACAUUCUGAACCACCUAAUGUGGGAAGAUAUCUCACUCCAAGUAUGGCAGAGUGCAAAACUUCUCUAACUCCAAACAAAUCUUCGCUGAAAAACAAUAGCACCAAGAAUUUGAUGGGAAAGGGGGGUAGUCAUCAUCAUCCUCAGACUUUAAAUUCAAUGAAGAAUAUUACAACUCAUGAGAAUACAUCACCAAAUAUUCAGCAUAGGAACAAAAAUGGUAGAAUUUACAAAUAAGUACCAUGCUGAGAGCAGAAAGAUCUUGUAUAAAUGUAGCUUCACAGAAAUGAAGCUGUACCACAUUAACUAGGCACCAAAGUUAUAGCAAGCAUUGGCAGCCUCCUAACCCUUUUGUCUUUUUUUCUUUUCUUCAUUUAAGGGUACCUUUCAUUUUGCACCCUCUCAAUAUAUUCAAAUAGCCUUUCCAUUUUGUAAUUUUGAAUGUCCAAAAGAUGAUUUCUAUGUCAUUUGAACAUAUCUUGAGUGA
Messenger RNA from Lathyrus oleraceus (garden pea), 2047 nucleotides. RefSeq names its product protein WVD2-like 7. Lineage: Eukaryota; Viridiplantae; Streptophyta; Magnoliopsida; Fabales; Fabaceae. The record is from RefSeq and is a predicted model, not a curated record. The coding region runs from base 190 to 1797 and encodes 535 amino acids. The transcript is spliced from 8 exons.